CCCUCCACACACACACACACAACUUGUGCAAGUUGGGCAGGAAUCCUCAUCAUCCUCUCCAUUCUUUGGCUUCCCCCCUUCUUCUCUACCCAAAGCACAUAAAAACCACCCACCCUCUUCUUCCUUCCCUCUCCUCCAUCACCUCCUCCACCUCCCUUGAUCUCCUCACACUAAAUCUGCGAUCUUUUUUCCCCUCUCGCCUCCUGGCGAUUGGGUUCGGCGUUCUCCUCAUCUCUUGUUGAUUCUUGCGUUGUUUUUUGGGGCCAAAUUUGUUGGUCUGAUUUGUUCUUGAAGAAGUCGGCAUGCCUCCGUUCCACGAUUACAGAGAUGGUGGUGUUCUUGUGAUGGAGCCGGCGGCGUCGGCGGCUCUGUUCGGCGGCGUCAGGUCGCGGAAGCGGGCGCGGGUCACCGCCGUGCCGCCCUGCGGCUUCGUCUCCGCCGCCGCGGAGGCGGUGGAGGUGGUGGAGGAGGAGGGGUUGACGGCGGCCAAGAGGCAGAAGCAGCAGCAGCAGCAGCGGGAGGCGCCGUCGCUCGACGCUCUCCCCGACGAGUGCCUCUUCGAGAUCCUCCGCCGCGUGAAGGGCGCCCGCGCCCGGUGCGCCUCCGCGGCCGUCUCCCGCCGCUGGCUCGCUCUCCUCGGCGGCAUCCGCUCGUCGGAGAUCAAGCGAGAGCCGGCGGCGGCGGCGGUGCCGGACCUCAACCAGGUGUUCGUCGACGAGGACGAGGAGGAGGAGGACGAGUUCGAGGUCCCCCUUGGCGGCGGCUGCUCCUCCGAGAGGUGCCUCGAGGGGCGCGAGGCCACGGACGUCGGCCUCAUGGCGGUGGCCGUCGCCGACGCGCUCCGGGGAAGCCUCGAGAGCCUCGUCAUCCGUGGGAGCCACCCGACGCGCGGCGUCACCGACGCCGGCAUCUCGGCCGCCGCGCGCGGCUGCCCGUCGCUCCUCUCGCUCGCCCUGUGGCAUGUCCCUCAGGUAACCGAUGCCGGCCUCGCCGAGAUCGCCGCCGGCUGCCCCUCGCUGGCGAGGCUUGACAUCACCGGCUGCCCGCUGAUCACCGACAAGGGCCUCGCUGCAAUUGCUCAGGGUUGCCCGGACUUGAAGGUGGUGACCGUCGAGGCAUGCCCCGGUGUUGCUGACGAGGGCCUCAAGGCGAUUGGCCGGUGCUGCGCGAAGCUGCAGUCGGUGAACAUCAAGAAUUGCGCGCAUGUCGGUGACCAGGGUGUCUCCGGCCUUGUCUGCUCCGCGGCCGCAUCGCUUGCCAAGGUUCGCCUCCAGGGAUUGAGCAUCACCGAUGCUUCUCUUUCGGUGAUUGGGUACUACGGGAAGGCGAUCACCGAUCUCACCCUCGCUCGCCUUCCCGCGGUUGGCGAGAGGGGUUUUUGGGUGAUGGCCAACGCCCUUGGCCUGCAGAAGCUCAGGUUCAUGAGUGUCAGCUCCUGCCCGGGAGUCACUGAUCUUGCGCUCGCAUCGAUUGCCAAGUUCUGCCCGAGCUUGAAGCAGCUCAACCUCAAGAAAUGCGGUCAGGUCUCGGAUGGCCGUCUCAAGGAUUUCGCGGAAUCGGCAAAGGUCUUGGAGAGUUUGCAGAUUGAGGAAUGCAACAAGGUUACUCUCAUGGGCAUUCUGGCCUUCCUCCUCAACUGCAGCCCGAAGUUUAAGGCCCUCUCACUGGUCAAGUGCAACGGGAUCAAGGACAUCUGCUCUGCUCCCGCGCAGCUUCCCCUGUGCAAGUCUCUCCGAUCCCUCACCAUCAAGGAUUGCCCAGGUUUCACCGAUGCCAGCUUGGCCGUGGUCGGCAUGAUCUGCCCUCAGUUGGAGAAUGUCGACUUGAGUGGUCUCGGUGCAGUUACAGACAACGGGCUCCUUCCAUUGAUCAAGAGUUCCGAAAGUGGGCUGGUCCAUGUCGACUUGAACGGCUGCGAGAAUCUCACAGAUGCUACUGUUUCUGCCUUGGUGAAGGCACAUGGUAGUUCGCUUGCACGCCUCAGUCUCGAAGGUUGCAGCAGGAUCACUGAUGCAAGCCUGUUUGCCAUUUCUGAGGGCUGUACCGAUCUCGCCGAACUUGAUCUCUCAAACUGCAUGGUCAGCGACUACGGUGUUGCAGUGUUGGCGUCAGCGAGGCAGCUCAAACUUCGUGUCCUCUCACUUUCUGGUUGUUUGAAGGUUACCCAGAAGAGUGUUCCUUUCUUAGGCAGCAUGUCGGCAUCGUUGGAGGGCCUCAAUCUCCAGUUCAACUUCAUUGGCAACCACAACAUUGCAUCGCUGGAGAAGCAGCUCUGGUGGUGCGACAUCCUUGCUUAGAGGAACAACAACUAGUUGCUGGAGGUGCUGGGUCAUCCAUCUCCAGAUGCAAAUAUACGACCGUAGCGGUAGUACUCCUACUUCAGUCAAGCUUCGCAGCAGCAGAGUUGGUUUCUUGGGUCCUGUCUUUGAGUCAUGGUGGACUUCCUUCGUCUUAGAGCCGGUUGUUUUCCGGGGGGCAUUUUUAGCCGAGUGCUCGUUUUUUGCAGGUAUCCUCUUGGGAUAGUGCCUGUUCCUUGAGCCUUCGGCUGCCAUUAGCGUGGCACCCCUGCCCCUCUAUCCCAACCUUGGUCCUUGUUGAUUACAGUCAUUACAUCAUGCUGUUUUUUUUCCAUUGCGUCGUGUUCGGAGCUCAAAUAUUGUCAAAGCGUGUUCUUCUUUUCCGGUAAUUCUUGUUAGUCGCGGACAUCAACACCGUUCGUAGAAACUUGGCUGCUCCAGUUCUUCAGUGUCCAGGUGUUCGCGAUCUCUUCGGGUGCGUAUGUUUGUUCCAGUUCAGGUCUUGUGCGGCUUGCGGUAUCGUGGGUAGUGUGUGUGUGUGUGUGUGUGUGUGUGUGUGUGUGUGUGUUUGUGUUUGCAAUGGGGGUUGCUUCUUAUGGUGUUUGUAGGGGUCUCCUGAUAUUAUCCUUGGGGAUCCGGCCUUUGCAAGGUGCAUUCUGAAGGGCCUUGCCAUUGACAACCCUGUGUGGUUGUUUUUCUACUCCGGAUCCCUGGUUUUGCUGGCAGAUUGUUGAAUGCUGUAAUCUUUGUAACCUUCCCAGAUUAAAUAAAAUGUGGUGUUUCAGUUAAA
Molecule: messenger RNA, 3087 nt
Organism: Oryza sativa Japonica Group (Japanese rice)
Lineage: Eukaryota; Viridiplantae; Streptophyta; Magnoliopsida; Poales; Poaceae
Product: EIN3-binding F-box protein 1
Biological process (GO): SCF-dependent proteasomal ubiquitin-dependent protein catabolic process
Cellular component (GO): SCF ubiquitin ligase complex
Molecular function (GO): protein binding
Source: RefSeq, a predicted model, not a curated record